Messenger RNA from Symbiodinium natans, 900 nucleotides. The record is from the annotation of a GenBank genome assembly. Lineage: Eukaryota; Dinophyceae; Suessiales; Symbiodiniaceae.
AUGGCGUUUGAAGAGCUCGUCGGGACCUGGGAAGAUGGGCAAGGGACCGAGUACAGGGUCUCCCGAGAUGGGCCGACCCGCUGGACUGUGGAAACUUGCCGCCCAGGUGGCCGACGCCGCGUGACAAAGGGUCUGCUUAAAGUGUGGGAGGGUGCAGUGUACUGGGGGUCAUCUUACUACUUGGACGAUUGGCCUGACAAUGGAGCGAAGCGGCUCACUUGGCAGCCGCUUAAGGAGGGAAAAGCUGCAUACCAGUGGCACCCAGUGCACCCAGUAGCCGAGCAGGGCAGCGAGAAACGCUGCUGGCAUCCGAAGAACGAAGACACCAAAGGCCGCGAAGGCCGUGCGAAGGCGACGAAAGAAACCGCAUGCCAGACGGAAGAAGCAGAAGCAGAGGAAGCAGCGGAAGCUGCGGAAGCUGCGGAAGCAGCGGAAGCAGCGGAGAUGAUCGUGCGCAUCACCGGCAAGUGGAAGGAUGAGAAUGGCAGCCGCUACGAGGUGGUGCCGGAUUCCGGGUCCAUGUCGUGCACGGUGGUGACCACACGGCCGACUGGCAGGGUCCUCAAAACGGCUGGGCUCAUCAAGUUCGACGCCGACGAGCGGUGUGUGUACUGGGGGAGCAAGUUUCGUCUUGAGCUCACGGACAGCCAGUCCUGUAUGUGGGUUCCGAUACGGAAUGGCAAGCCCUUCUGCUGGCAAGCAGACAGUCCCAGACCCAUCGUGAUGCCCACGAGCGCCCUGCCAAAAGCCCAGAACCUCGUCGAGGCAUCUGCCCAGUUGCAAGACCUACUCGGAAUUAUGAAGGUCCCAGUGAAGGUUCCUCCGCCACCACCCAGCCGGGGUGCAGCACCGAAGAAGAUCUACAACCGCCCACUGAGAAGCUCGACGAAGAGUUCCUGA